Messenger RNA from Dermacentor andersoni, 656 nucleotides. RefSeq lists its product as uncharacterized. The record is from RefSeq and is a predicted model, not a curated record. NCBI's taxonomy places the organism in Eukaryota, Metazoa, Arthropoda, Arachnida, Ixodida, Ixodidae.
UCCCAGGAAUAACGAUUAUCGUCAUAAAAGUACAUAUGGAAAAAACCAGAGCGAAUAUUUCGAUGUUUCCUAUGGGGCCCAACAGCAUGGAUCUCCCCAAGCUGCCAAUGGAGUUUAUGAAAGAACUGACAGACAAUAACCGGCGCCACGCCCUGACAUCAUUCGCCAUGUUCGCGCGUCUGUACCGCAUGCCGGAGGAAUGGAGUAAGAACAACAACACUAUCCGCGAAGCUAGCCAAGUCAUCCUCUUGGAAUACCGAAUGGUGUGUCAUUACACCAAUAUUGCCGCGUAUCCCGGUGACCCGAGCACCUCGUACGCAAGCGACCGGACCACCGGGUUUCUGGCAAUUUUUGACACCGCCCAGAACGUAAAAGACAAGAUCGCCUACCGCAAGAAAAAGAACAUUCCAGACGAAUUCAGCGGCGUAAUGGUUUUUCAUGUGGAGAUGGACGAUUACGCCGGCACCUGCGGAGAGGGUGUGUUCCCUCGACUGUAUGCCCUACGAAGCGAGCUGCGAAAGUGACGAUGCACUUCCACGCCAGAACCACGGUGGCAGUUCCCAAGACGUCGGUCACCACUCGAGCUCGCUUCGUUGCUGGCCGAAACGAGAAGCCCACACCUCAAAUCUUAGAGCGUGGCGAUGCCACCGAAUAGA